Arabis nemorensis is the source of this 1923-nucleotide messenger RNA. NCBI's taxonomy places the organism in Eukaryota, Viridiplantae, Streptophyta, Magnoliopsida, Brassicales, Brassicaceae. The record is from the annotation of a GenBank genome assembly.
AUGGGUUGUUGUCAGUCAAGAAUAGAUAGAAAAGAGAUAGUGUCUCGUUGCAAAGCAAGGAAGAGAUACUUGAAACAUCUUGUUAAAGCUAGACAAACUCUCUCUGUAUCUCACGCGCUUUAUCUCCGUUCUCUACGCGCCACCGGCUCUUCUCUCCUCCACUUCUCCUCCAUUGAAACACCUCUUCACCUCCACCACCACAAUCUCCCUCCUCCUCCAUCACCACCACCACCUCCUCCUGCUCCGCCGCGUCCUCCUCCUCUAAGCCCUGGCUCUGAAACCACAUGGACUUCAACCACCGGUUCCUCCGUUCUUCCUCCUCCACCACCACCACCUCCUCCUCCUCCUCCUUCUUCUACAUGGGACUUUUGGGAUCCGUUUAUUCCACCUCCUCCUUCUUCCUCAGAAGAAGAAUGGGAAGAAGAAACAACCACCGCAACAGCCACCGGAACCGCCACAGCUUCAGACACAGCUGCCACGACGGCUCCGACGACAUCUACUCCUCCUCAAGCUUCGUCUGUAGUGAGUGGAUUCUCCAAAGAUACAAUGACGACGACGACUACUACAGGAAGCGAGUUAGCUGUUGUUGUGUCUAGAAACAGUAAAGAUCUGAUGGAGAUUAUUAAAGAAGUCGAUGAAUAUUUCAUCAAAGCUGCAGAUUCCGGUGCACCACUCUCUUCUCUUCUUGAAAUCUCCACUUCUAUCAAUUCUCCUCAUGCCAAAGGAGGGAAAAUGUACAGUAACUACGAAUGCAAUAUGAAUCCGACGGCGUUUUGGACAAGGGGAUUUGCUCCUAAGUUGAAUGAAUACAGAAACGCAGGAGGUGUAGUAGUUGGAGGAGGAGGCAAUUGCAUUGUUGGUUGCCAUUCUUCUACUGUUGAUAGACUCUAUGCUUGGGAGAAGAAGCUAUUUCAAGAAGUUAAGAAUGCAGAGAGCGUAAAGAUGGAGCAUGAGAAGAAAGUGGAGCAAGUGAGGAGGCUUGAGAUGAAGAGAGCUGAGUAUGUAAAGACCGAGAAAGCUAAGAAAGACGUCGAGAAGUUAGAAUCUCAGCUCACUGUGUCUUCGCAGGCCAUUCAAAGCGCUUCUAACGAAAUCAUCAAGCUCAGAGAGACCGAGCUCUAUCCUCAGCUCGUCGAGCUUGUUAAAGGGUUGAUGUGUAUGUGGAGGAGUAUGUAUGAGAGCCAUCAGGUUCAAACCCAUAUUGUUCAGCAGCUUAAGUACCUCAACACCAUUCCCUCCACUGAACCAACUUCAGAGCUUCACCGACAAUCAACUCUUCAGCUCGAACUCGAGAUCCAACAAUGGCAUCACUCUUUCUGCAACUUGGUCAAGGCGCAGCGUGACUACAUACAAUCUCUCACAGGUUGGCUCAGGUUAAGCUUGUUCCAGUUCAGCAAGAAUCCGCUCGUUAGGAGUAGCUACGAGUCAAAGAUAUACAGCUUCUGCGAGGAAUGGCAUUUGGCUAUUGACCGGAUCCCUGAUAAAGUAGCAUCUGAAGGUAUCAAGAGCUUUCUUACCGCAGUCCAUGGAAUCGUGGCUCAACAGGCCGACGAGCAUAAGCAAAAGAAGAGAUCGGAAUCCAUGUCAAAAGAUUUUGAGAAGAAAUCAGCUUCGCUGAGAGCGCUCGAGAGCAAGUACAGUCCCUACUCGGUGCCUGAGAGCAGGAAAAAGAACCCGGUGAUAGAGAAGAGAGCAAAAGUUGAGAUGCUAAAAGGAAAAGCAGAAGAAGAGAAAAGCAAGCAUGAGAAGUCAGUGAGUGUGACUAGAGCCAUGACUCUAAAUAACUUGCAGAUGGGAUUCCCACAUGUGUUUCAGGCAAUGGUUGGGUUUUCAAGUGUUUGUAUGCAAGCCUUUGAGUCUGUGUACAACCAAGCUAAGAGUAUCGGUGAGGAGCAAGAGGAGGUCAAGAGGUUGCUUCCUUAG